Cylicostephanus goldi is the source of this 627-nucleotide messenger RNA. The record is from the annotation of a GenBank genome assembly. Lineage: Eukaryota; Metazoa; Nematoda; Chromadorea; Rhabditida; Strongylidae.
AUGUUUGGACAACAACAAAAAGCACCCCGAUGGAAGCUGUGCACUAGCAGCACGGUGGCAUUGAUGGAUGACGCUACCAUAGCGUUGUACGUAAAAGAAGCAUUGCACGAGACUACAAAGGAGGACAUAACGAAAAUUGCCGACAACGUGCUGGAAGAGUUUCGCAAAAAACUCAAAACUACCGACUGGAUUGAUGAUGAAACUAGAAGCGAAGCUUUGAACAAGGUGGAUCAUAUGCUGCGUCAAAUAGCUUACCCAAAGUUUGUUCUAGACAUAGGAAUGCUCGACAAGCAUUACCGCGAUUUGAAUGUGCAUGACACCGAUUCGCUCAGUGAAAUGUGGGAGAAGCUGACUCGAUGGCAUAUCGAGCACUACUUCGAAAAACUAAUUGACGUCCGGAAUCGUUUCGUAGCCUUCAACCCAGCCAAUGUGCCGGGAACUGGUCUUAAUGUUGAUGGCGAGUUGACUCUGUCGGAAAAUAUUGCCGACAACGGGGGAGUGAGGCUAGCGUACGAGGUAAAUGUUUGCGUCAACCAAGUGCUGGCUAAUCAGCCUGAAUUCGCUGCUGCUUUCAACUGUGAAGUGGGUGCUGCCAUGAACCCCACCGAACGUUGCGAUCUUUGGUAG